Messenger RNA from Saccostrea cuccullata (small rock oyster), 3116 nucleotides. RefSeq names its product transient receptor potential cation channel subfamily M member 2-like. The record is from RefSeq and is a predicted model, not a curated record. NCBI's taxonomy places the organism in Eukaryota, Metazoa, Mollusca, Bivalvia, Ostreida, Ostreidae. Gene Ontology annotation, molecular function: ligand-gated calcium channel activity. Gene Ontology annotation, cellular component: plasma membrane. Gene Ontology annotation, biological process: calcium ion transmembrane transport.
AUGAACAAGUCUGAUGUCGAAAAAGCGUGGACAGAAAUUAAAGAAAAAGUUGGAUCCACACCAUCAAUAGUGUUUUCCGUCAUUGGAGAUUCUGACAGUUUUGUUCCCGUUCCGUGGGCAAAAUCAGUGUUCCAAACAGCACUGAUUGAGGCGGCUAAAAAUGGAGGGGAUACAUGGAUACUUUAUCGUGGAUUUAACUAUGGCGUAUCUUCCAUUGUACGCAGUGCAUAUCAAAAGUACGGGGACAUGGAAUUUCGUGCGAAAAGUCGUAAGGUUCUCAUAAACGAUACAAAAAGACACGUGAAACUAAUAGGUAUUGCUGGAAAAACUGCAUCUUCUAAAGCCCCGCAAGUGACAAAUCAGGAAAGUCAAAAUGGGAAUAUAAUUGUAGAAGACUUAGGAGAUAAGAUUCCCAAUAUCAAUGACAAAAAGGAGCCAUAUGAUUUUCACGAACAUUGGAUAAGACAAAAACAACUAAAGACCACCAGUGAAUCAACAGAGGCGAAAUGCAGCAUUGAACCCAGGGACAAGAUUGCCUUCUUACAAGGCUUCCAGGAAUACGUGUCAAAGAAAGAAGUUCCUUUUCUUAGUCAAACGAUAGACAUAAAAUUGCCAAUCCCAAUUGUCGUAAUAUCAUGUGAGGGUGAUAUAGAUACAAUUGAACACAUCUCUGAAACUUUGAAAAGAAAGAUCCCGGUCAUAUUAAUCAAGGGAUCGGGAAGAGCGACGGAUCUCAUUUUGGACUUCUUGGAAAAGAAAGACGAUUUUAGAAAGAACGCAAGAGUUCUUUUCGGACUUCGAUUUGAUGAGAAUAUUAACCGAAGAGUGAGGAAGGAUCUAGACGAGAUAAUCCAGGCAUCUGAUUUGAUAAGUGUCUUUGAUGUUAACAGUGAUGACCCAUUGAUGCUCUCGAACAUAAUUGGUAAAGCAAUAAUCAACUGCUGGGCUAUGGAAAACAUUUUAAGAAAUAAAAAUACAGAAGCCAAAAUGAAAAGUGAGCAAGAGAUGCAUAAGCGAUACCGAGACCCAAUAGCGUAUGUGUCCGACCCUAAGUACUCCUCCCCGACGUCUUUACCAUUGUUCUUCUACUUUGAGUACCAGUUUCUUCAGGAGCAAGGACAGUUAAAAGAACAUGGUCACAAACUGCUUUUGGAAGCAUUAAUUACCAAUAGAUGUGACUACGUACGAAUAUUACUUGACCAAGGAGUGCCCUUUGAAUUCUUAAAUUUAGCAGAAUUAUACGAACAGACUAAAGCUGAUGCCAGCUUACAGUGGAUUCUCCAGCAAGCAGACUCUGAUGACGCCCAGAAUGUUUGGGAGUACAUAAGUCAAAACGAAGAGACACAAAAACAGUUCGCUCUAUUCGCAAUACGAUUAUUUCGGAAAUUCAUGGGUUACCCAGAACUGGAAGACAAGGACGACACUGCAGGAACGGAAGAAAUGGGAAGUGAAGAGUCAUAUAACGUGAAAUCCUCUGAUAUCUUGCUCUGGUCGGUUUUCGCAAAUCGGAAGGAAAUCGCUGAAAUUUGUUGGCUUCGAACACAGAAUCACUUAUUUAUAGGUUUAGCUUGUGCUGGAGUGCUGAAAAAAAUGUCUGCAAAGGCAAAAAGACUGAAAAAUGAAAAUCUUUUGAAGGACUUUGCUGAUCAUUCCAAGAUAUUUAGAGACAAGUGUCUGGCAAUGAUGGAUUUUAUGUUUGACGAAGAUGAAGAAAACGCUGUAAAUCUGAUGGAGGAAGACGUGAGUGUGUGGGGUAUAAAAACCAGUCCUCUGGAUUUUGCAAAUGAAAACUUCAUUUAUGAUAUUGUGGCACACAACUGCUCUUAUAUUAGCAUGAACAAAAAGUGGUACAAUAACCUGGGUCCCGACAAGUGGACAAUAUUGAAGUCUGCCUUUCGAAAACCAGCACAGUUUUUCAGCGCUCCUGUUACAAAAUACACAAUAAAUUACCUGAUCUUCUUCGUCACAAUACUGAUGUACAGUGCCUUCGUACUGACCAGUCUGGGAAACGAAUACUACUCACAAGGCGCAAUUAAAGGAUUUGAGUAUUUUGUCUACAUUUGGGGAGCCGGAGACCUACUGGAAGAACUUAUAAUCUGCUUUGGCUGUCAGGAAACAAGAGAUCGGUCACACAAGAGAUAUUAUUCCAGGCUAAAGAGGCACCUGUAUGACUCCUGGAAUUUGGUGGAUAUCUUUUCGUAUGCCUUAAUGUUCACAGCGUUGUUACUGCGCCAUUACUAUUCAGCCACUGACUUCACUAUAGCCAGGAGAGUGUUUUCUCUGUCUCUCCUAGUUCUGUACCUGAGAUUCCUAGAAUUUUUUAGGGUGUACAGAAUUAUGGGACCGUUUCUGAUAAUGAUAAAAGAAAUGUUGAUAGAUCUUACCCGUUUCCUUGCCCUCGCUGUGUUUGUUGUACUAGGAGUAGGAGUAUACUAUCACGCUGUCCUGUGGCCAGAUCACACAACUUUAUGGAAUGGAAAUUGGGUCGACUGGAGAAUUUGGAAGAUAAUUUAUUAUCCCUACUGGCAGUUACAAGGGGAGUCUAACAAUAAAUACUUGGAAGGAGGUAUUCUAACAAGCUGUACUAACGUGACGAGCGUCUGGAAGGCGGACCCCUCCAUUGAUCGCUGUCCUGAGAAGGACUGGACUGUGUCAGCCAUAGCCGCCAUCUACAUUCUGUUCUCAAACCUGGUCUUAGUGAAUUUGGUUAUUGCCAUGUUUAGUAAUACCUUCACAAGAGUUCUAGAAAAUUCUGAAACCUACUGGAGGUUUAACACAUGCACUGUUAUUAACGACUAUGUAUGGAGAAUUCCAUCUCCCAUCAAUCUUCUUCUACCACAUCGAUUCUGUUGCUGUUUUAAACGAAACAGGGGAUGUAGAGAAAAAAUUAGAGGAUGUUUUAACAAGGUACAGGAACUGGAGUUUGCGAAAGAACAAAGGAUUUAUCGAAUUCAUCUCCAGCGGAACACUGCUUUUGAGAUAUUCAAUAAAAUUUAAUAGAGGAAAUGGAUUGCUUUACCAUUUAUUUUAGGACAUUAUAUAACAAAAUUGAUUCAAAGGUUUCAUAUAAUAAAAAUUAAGACUUGUCUUCAAAUGUUCUAAAAUUUUAAAUUUAU